Trichobilharzia szidati is the source of this 807-nucleotide messenger RNA. The record is from the annotation of a GenBank genome assembly. Lineage: Eukaryota; Metazoa; Platyhelminthes; Trematoda; Strigeidida; Schistosomatidae.
AUGAAAACCAAUAAAGAUGGAGGCGGUUUGUUUGUCAGCAUUAUACAUGACAGUAGGACCGUAAAGAAGAAUUUUGCUGAGAACAGUUGCUGCGAUUACCUGUUCGGAAUCAACCAGAGAAUGUCAAAUUUAUACACCUUCCGUUUAUUAAUCUGUGUAAUACUAUCCACAUGCCCCAUAAAUGCUUUGAAAAUCGUCAUGACAUUUAUUAACCCCUACGAAAGAAUAUCACUGCCUACAGUGUCAUCGAAUGAUGAAGUUAAUUUGACACUAUUUAACUUCACAGAUCCUACUGCUACCUUUUUGGAUCAAUGGAUUGAAGUGUCGGAUACAGUUCGUACAGCUGGACGAUCUAAAGCUGUACUAGCACCACAUAUUGCAUCAAACUACCAGUCUGCUAUAUUUUUCUACUUACUCAAUCCACUUCCAAACGGGGCAUGUUUUGCUGGCAUAGAUGCCUAUUUAAACUCCUGGGAUUUAUCAGAAUAUCAAGGCAUUUCAAUUGAUUUACACAGACAAGGAAACAAUUCUGCUUUCAAAUUGUUGUUUUACAAUGACUGUCCUCAGUAUACUAACUGUUACUCAUACGAGUCCUUUUUCGAGACAUCAGGUGCUCGAGAACAAGUCUACCUACCAUUCAGUACAUUUCAACCAUAUUUCCGUGGAAAAUACCAACCAAAUGUGCCACCAUUAAACGCAAGUGAUUUGAGACGUGUUGGAAUACAGGUAUAUGGUGGGGUUUACGAGGCUAAAAGUCAAUCUGGCCCUGGCUCUCUGGAGUUAUUCACUAUAUCAGCGUAUAAAUAA